UUCUUUUCUCAAAGAAUCAUGAUAUGUCAAAAUGCUUUCUAAAUUCCUUUUUUAACCAGUGCUUGAGAUCAAUUUACUGACAUUCAUAUUGCCCACUCCAGUAGUAAUGAUGAUAUUAUUAUUGUCCCUCUUUAUUGUUGCCCUAUUUAAUCCUUCAACCAGUCAAGAUUCAGAUCAGGUAUUCUUCAUUACUUGAGAUGCAGGUUUCAUCUAAUGAUAUUCCUCACAAGGAUAAAAGAGUGCAUCUAAAAAUUUACAGAUGUAUUAUUAAUCUGCAAUCUGAAACUGCAGUGGAGCAUACAUCCUCUUGUUAUUAAGGUAAAGGUAAUGCAUAUCAAUCCUCUUACCAGUGCUAUAUCUUAAUUAGGAGGCAUUUAUCUAAGCGGCUCUGCAAUAACUAUUGCAGAGAUCAAGUAGUUAUGUGAUCCACUUAUAAAGGUAUUAUAUACCAUCUUAAUCUGAAAUCUUAAGACUUGUAAGUAGAGAUGCAGCUUCCGAUAAACCUGUUCUGCGAGAAAGUGGAUCGAUUUUGUGGGAUGCUCUGUGUCUAUGUGAUCUGCUUAAACUGGAUUAGGCUGUGAGUAUGGGUAGAAUAAUGAGUAUUUUAAGGUAGAUUGAGUUUAGAUUGUAUUUAGAUAGCUUGUCGGGUUAAAGAACUGAUACGAUCAAUUACGUUUCCUCGAGACGGUUUCCCACGAAGCAAAGAUGACGUCUGUUAGAGAGAGAGAAAGGACUGUGCUUCUAACACCUCACUCAGUCCAUGGAAGAAAGAGAGAAAGAUAGAGAAGAAGAAGAAGAAGAAGAAGAAGACAGGAAAAGGGAACAUCGACCGAUGCGAUCGUUUGCACUUCCUGCUGUCACUAAUUCCUCCAACGACCUCUUGUCCUCUUCCUCCAGCAGUCAGUCCUCACGGCAAUUCAGCCGUAAUUACUCUCUCUUUCUCUCUCUCCGGCCGAAGGACAAGCUAACCGAGGACCAAAGGGAAGGUCUCCGUGAGGACCGUAGAAAAGAAUCAGACCGUUAGCUUCUCCUGCUUCUGUUUCUGGUCUUGAGAGUUUCUCUUCAAAUGCACGAGGAAGAAGGAGAGUAGGAAUGGGUGGAGAAGCUGUGCCCAUGGAGGUGACGAAUGCAGGGCGCGUGGAUUCUGUCUCUAUGGUGUCAUAUACUCGUGUUUCGCAUCUUGGGCGUUCUAAAAGGCGUGUUUUCUUGGUCACGAUGAUAGCUUGAUAACACGGUGCCUCUGAUAGAGAAACUUGGAGUUGACCAAAUCUGGAAAGUCACACAGCAUUGCAAAAAAUCAGACCGAGUGUAAGGGUUCACAUAAUAUUUCGAAUAUACUGAAGUCUCAUGGAAGCCAAAGUUCUUAUAAUCAAGAUUCAAGUGAGAGUGCCAGACACACCACAUUAAACAGUCGAUAUUCCUUGGAAGAUGAUAUUAAACAACUUCAGAUGCAUUUGCAUCAAGAAAACUCGUUUUCUGCUGGAGAAGGCGAUUGGUUGAGCUUCCAGUACUUUUAUCUCCUGGACAUAGACAUUUUUCUGCUCAGGGAGCUAACUGCAGAGAUUGAGCUAUUUGAAGAAGAGAUUGCAAAUCGUGAACAACAUGCUUUAUCCCUCUACAGAAGUAUCUUUGAUCAAUGCAUUAGUCAGCCUGUUUCUGCACAUAAUUCAGGCAUGGCUUCUCCUGUGCACUCGAGCCGUGGAGCUAGGAAGCACCCUAGGAUAAUAUUGAGUUCUUUUUGCUCCUCAAAGAAGUUCCAAUUCCAACCUUUUCAAGUUUUAUCUUCCAUAGAGGACGCUGGACGAACCAACAUUUUGCUUAAGUCGAAGGUUAGACAUGACCUGUUGUCAAGAGAAAACAUGAAUCUUUAUGUUGGAAAUGACUUUGCAUAUCCUAUGAAGAGAAAUUCCCAACCUCUGAAAGAUCAUCUCUAUCGAUGCCCAAGCAGAAUAUCCGAAGAGAUGGUCAGAUGCAUGGCUUUUAUAUAUUGUUGGAUGUGUACUGACUCAUCUGAAAUGUCUGGUUGCUGGUGGAACAGCUGUAAACAGUUAAUGUGAGUGCCCAGGAAACUAAUGCAAAAUUGGCAUUUUGGAUCAAUAUCUAUAAUUCUCUCCUAAUGCAUGUAAGUCCUGUAUGCUAAAGUUUGGUAGGAUUCACUUUAUUCUCUCCAUAUAGAAACUGGGUAGUCGCUUCUUGCUCUUUCUAUUAUAGGCUUAUAUGGUAUAUGGAUUUCCAAGUAAUUAUCUGAGAAGGAUUGCUUUGUUUAACAAGGUGCAGAAAUUUAUUUUUCUUUAGCAGUAAAAAUAAUCUUUCUUGUGUUCUCAGUGGAUUCCGCAAUAUGCAUGAGAAAUUCUAGAAUCGUUUUCUCUUGCCACUAGUUGGGACAUAUCUCUAAUAGCUUUUAUUAUAGAUGUAUAAUGUUGUUUGAACUCUUUCUAUGCCUUUUGGUGAUAUGUAGCUUUUAAGAAUUCCAUAUUUUGGUAUACACCCUACGAAAGCACUUUUGUACAUCUGCUGCACUAGUAAAAAGUUUUUAACCAUGCAUAUGGGAAAAUGUGAGAGCAAUACAGAUUCAAAUAUGAUUUUCGCAAUUAUGUAAGGUUUGACAGAGAUGUAAAUGCAUAAUUCUCUUAACUAGACAGUGCAAACAUGAGUUACAUAGAAAGAUGAAAGUAUCUUGUUUACGUUUCUUGACAAAAAUAUACUUCAGCUGAUGACAACUAAAGUAUUAAGUGGUUUUUCUUUUGUAUAAAUCAUUUCUGGAAUUAUUUUUGUAAUUUCAUUUUUGUAUCAACAAAAUGAUUUAUCUAUCAGUGCUCUGCAGGCUGCCUAUAAUAUUGGAGGACAAAUCAUCACUGCCAACUGCAUUGAAUACUCCAUACUGUGUUGUCGGAUAUCUCGAAGGGGUCAUGUAUGAUCUUAAAUUUGUAUGAUCAUCUAUGGAAUAAUUUUGAAUUACAUACUUUAGUUGACAUAGUACAACUAUCUUUAUCCUCAUUUAUGUUGGCUGUUAUUAAUUGUCAUUCUGCAUCAGUAAGUUCUUACUAGAGAAAUCUUGUAUAUCAUUUCUUGCACGAGAAGAAAAUUUUCAGAUGCAUAUAGAAGUUCUGACAAUGUCUUCUCUACAUCCAAUGACUAAAUAAUAAGAACAACCAUUAUCAGA
Molecule: messenger RNA, 3163 nt
Organism: Musa acuminata AAA Group (dessert banana)
Lineage: Eukaryota; Viridiplantae; Streptophyta; Magnoliopsida; Zingiberales; Musaceae
Exons: 7
Coding region: 1449-2057 (202 amino acids)
Source: RefSeq, a predicted model, not a curated record